UUUCUCUGUUAAUAUUUAUUCAGAUGCCAUUUGAGAUGAAAUAUUUUUAUUUUAGACAUUUAUAAUCGUCCAAUAACGAGUCUGAGAUAUUUAUACACAGCUCCAAUUUUCCACUGACUGUUUAUCAACACCCCAGACUCCUUACUGAUCUAUUACACAACAAACUGAACUUUGAAGACUUGGCCGGACGGGACACCUACGGAAGCCAGUGGAAUCAAGUCACUGGUUUGCAGCAUGCAAAGGAGACUUAUACAUGGACGAGUGAGGAACAAUAAGAGCCACACUGCAAGAAUGGUGUUGCCUUGGAAGGUUGAAGCCAAUGAACCAAAGGGUACAACUUAACCAGGAGGUUUAUAUCAUUUUUAAGUUUUGUUGUUAUGAGGCUGAGGUUUUGAGAGAAGCAAAUGCCUUAACAACAUGCCUAUCUCCUCCCCAACUCAUAACCCACAAAGCAGGGGUUUGUGAACCCAGUGAUGGACGAGCGGAGGCAAAUACGGAGGGUACUUUGCCUAUAACAAAGAGAGCGGUAAAUAAACGUACACUCGGGAUGCAUAAAGUACAUAGAAGUCUGGUUUCAAGGCAAAAGACAUGCCAAAGGAGUCUUCUACGAUGCUCAGGGAAGAGUUUCCUCUGGAGUCAAGAAAAGGAUAGUUCUUGUAAUCGAUGGUUUAAACCGUUUUGUUCAAGGCUCUUUUAA
Moneuplotes crassus is the source of this 697-nucleotide messenger RNA. NCBI's taxonomy places the organism in Eukaryota, Ciliophora, Spirotrichea, Euplotida, Euplotidae. The record is from the annotation of a GenBank genome assembly.